Messenger RNA from Meloidogyne enterolobii, 402 nucleotides. Lineage: Eukaryota; Metazoa; Nematoda; Chromadorea; Rhabditida; Meloidogynidae. The record is from the annotation of a GenBank genome assembly.
AUGCAAUUAUCAAAUUUAUUUAAAAAUGCUGAAGGAGGUGAAAGUAUUCCUGCCUUUCCCUCUUUCUUUAAUUUAAUUGUUGGAACAGAAAAUAAAAAUGAUAUAAAUUUUUCAAAAGUUUAUUCGGGUACUAACAAACGACGCCGUUCUCUCUCGGAGCGUUCAUUGGCAGUGAAAAGAAGCAUUCUUCAACGAAUUAGAAAACAAAAUUCAACUGGAGACUUUAUUCACCAACAAAGAGUAUUUUCGUCUGCUGGUAGCGCUUCUUCACUUCGUUCAAGUAGAAGUACUUUAAGCUGUACUUCUGAUGAAGAAGAUUCGAGUGAUUUGAGGCAUCCUCAAAAUUCUCAACGUUCUCGAGUUGCUGCUGAGGUUUCAUUUUUUAAAAAUAUUUUCGAGUAG